Athene cunicularia (burrowing owl) is the source of this 1665-nucleotide messenger RNA. Its product is annotated as digestive cysteine proteinase 1-like. Gene Ontology annotation, cellular component: lysosome. The record is from RefSeq and is a predicted model, not a curated record. Lineage: Eukaryota; Metazoa; Chordata; Aves; Strigiformes; Strigidae. Bases 1 to 1659 code for a protein of 552 amino acids. The transcript has 11 exons. Gene Ontology annotation, biological process: immune response. Gene Ontology annotation, molecular function: cysteine-type endopeptidase activity.
AUGGAGGGGCUGCUGGUGCUGGGGGCUGCUGUGCUGCUGGGAGCAGAGUGCAAAGGUCCUCUGGAGACACCCACAUUUGGGGACAUCUACCACGUCACAGGAGUCAUCAGCCUGCCCUAUGCAGAGAUCAGGGAGCCCUUCGAAGCCUGGUACAACCUCACCGGGGGGAAGAGCCGCAUCGAGUACUAUGGCGGCCAAGUGGUCACCUACCAGUUUGGCUCCAUCGAGCCCUUCGGUGCCAGCUUCAAGGUGACACCCGAGACCACGGAGACGGAGGUUAAUGUCCGCAAGUGCUUCCGCAUCAACGGCACCGACAGGGACCUCAUCGCCCCGCAGAGCGUCUUCCCCAGCCUGGAGAACUUCAAGAGGGUGCGGGAGGAGCAAUUCCGCGGGCAGCCCUGCGCCGUCUGGCAGAACAUCUCCUACUGGGGCCGCAAGAAGAACGUCUACACACUGCGGGUGGGCAGCUCUGCCCGCGGCCCCGUGCCCCUGCACUACGAGGUGCGCGGCUUCAACAGCCUCCUGGGCUCCCACUACGACAAGUACGAGAUCGACUACUCCUCCUUCAGCCACCGCUUCCCCGCCAGCGUCUUCCACCUCCCGGAGGGGGUACAGUGCGAGCAGUGGCCCACGGCCGGCCCCGAGCACCGCAUCGUGGCCAACCCCAUGCAGGAGUUUGUGGGGACGGCGCCGGAGACAGACAACGUCCACCACCGCCUCUUCCACCGCUACAAGGAGCAGUUCGGGAAGAGUUACAGCAGCGAGGAGGAGCACGAGCACCGCAAGCACACCUUCAUCCAUAACAUGCGGUUCGUGCACUCGAGGAACCGCGCCGCGCUCUCCUACACGCUGGCGCUGAACCACUUGGCCGACCGCACGCCCCAGGAGCUGGCCGACCGCACGCCCCAGGAGCUGGCUGCCCUGCGGGGCCGCCGCUGGAGCGGGGCUCCCCACAACGGGCAGCCCUUCCCCACCGAGCUCUACGCCGGCCUCAUCCUGCCCGAGAGCCUCGACUGGCGGCUGUACGGCGCUGUGACCCCUGUGAAGGACCAGGCCAUCUGCGGGUCCUGCUGGAGCUUCGCUACGACGGGCGCGAUGGAGGGUGCCCUCUUCCUCAAGACCGGCGUGCUGACCCCCCUGUCCCAACAAGUCCUCAUCGACUGCUCCUGGGGCUUUGGGAAUCGCGCCUGCGAUGGGGGCGAGGAGUGGCGAGCCUACGAGUGGAUCAAGAAACACGGCGGCAUCGCCAGCACCGAGUCCUACGGGCCCUACCUGGGGCAGAACGGCUACUGCCACUGCAACCAGUCGGAGCUGGUGGCCCAACUCGCUGGCUAUGCCACCGUGGACCCGGGCAGUGCCAUGGCACUGAAGGCUGCUCUGGUCAAGCACGGCCCCGUGGCUGUCAACAUCGACGCCUCGCACAAGUCCUUCGCCUUCUAUGCCAACGGGGUCUACGAGGAGCCCCACUGCGGAAAUGAGACGGGAGCGCUGGACCACGCGGUGCUGGCCGUGGGCUACGGGGUCCUGCACGGCAAGAGCUACUGGCUGAUCAAGAACUCCUGGUCCACGUACUGGGGCAACGAUGGCUACAUCCUCAUGGCCAUGAAGGACAACAACUGUGGCGUGGCCACUGCUGCCUCCUUCCCCAUCCUGGCCUGAUGGGAC